Messenger RNA from Egretta garzetta (little egret), 1083 nucleotides. It is a transcript of the gene GNB3, whose product is annotated as G protein subunit beta 3. Gene Ontology annotation, molecular function: signaling receptor complex adaptor activity; protein binding. The coding region runs from base 1 to 1083 and encodes 360 amino acids. The record is from RefSeq and is a predicted model, not a curated record. NCBI's taxonomy places the organism in Eukaryota, Metazoa, Chordata, Aves, Pelecaniformes, Ardeidae. Gene Ontology annotation, biological process: G protein-coupled receptor signaling pathway. Gene Ontology annotation, cellular component: cytoplasm; heterotrimeric G-protein complex. The transcript has 9 exons.
AUGGGGGAAAUGGAACAGAUGAAGCAGGAGGCUGAGCAGCUGAAGAAGCAGAUUGCGGAUGCCCGGAAAGCCUGUGCAGACACAACACUUGCUCAGGUAAGGGGCAAGGCUGAUUUAGGAGGAAGAGUUGUGGGGAGCAGUAAAGCCCUGCGUGGGCACCUGGCCAAGAUCUACGCCAUGCACUGGUCCACAGACUCCAAACUUCUGGUCAGUGCCUCACAAGAUGGGAAACUGAUUGUGUGGGACACGUACACAACUAACAAGGUUCAUGCAAUCCCUUUGCGUUCUUCCUGGGUCAUGACCUGUGCCUAUGCCCCCUCAGGCAAUUUUGUGGCCUGUGGGGGCCUUGACAAUAUGUGCUCCAUCUACAACCUCAAGACUCGUGAAGGCAACGUCAAAGUGAGCCGAGAGCUCUCAGCCCAUACAGGUUACCUCUCCUGCUGCCGAUUUCUUGAUGACAACAAUAUUGUGACCAGCUCUGGAGAUACCACGUGCGCCCUGUGGGACAUUGAGACAGGUCAGCAGAAGACAGUGUUCCUGGGUCACACUGGAGACUGUAUGAGCUUGGCUGUCUCCCCAGACUUCAAACUCUUCAUCUCUGGGGCCUGUGAUGCUACUGCCAAACUGUGGGACGUGCGAGAGGGCACCUGCCGUCAGACCUUCUCAGGGCACGAGUCCGAUAUCAACGCCAUCUGCUUCUUCCCUAACGGUGAAGCCAUCUGCACCGGCUCAGAUGAUGCCACCUGCCGUCUCUUUGACCUCCGGGCAGACCAGGAGCUCAUAGUUUACUCUCAUGAGAGCAUCAUCUGCGGAAUCACAUCGGUCGCCUUCUCCCGCAGUGGGCGCCUCUUGCUUGCUGGAUAUGAUGACUUCAACUGCAACAUCUGGGACUCCCUGAAAGGAGAACGCGUGGGAAUCCUUUCUGGCCAUGACAACAGAGUGAGCUGCCUGGGGGUGACAGCAGACGGCAUGGCUGUUGCCACCGGCUCCUGGGAUAGCUUCCUCAAACAGCACUGUCAGCUGAGCACAACAGAAAUGACUACCUAUCACUCCCACUUGUCUCUAGACACAGGUCACUUGUAG